Messenger RNA from Paramuricea clavata, 348 nucleotides. Lineage: Eukaryota; Metazoa; Cnidaria; Anthozoa; Malacalcyonacea; Plexauridae. The record is from the annotation of a GenBank genome assembly.
AUGCACCUUUUUGCAUUGCAUCUAGUCUUUCUCCCAAGAAUUAACAAAUCUUUGCUUGAAUUAUAUAACCAGUUGAGUUACAGGGGAAUGAGAACAUCACAGGACAAAUGCCCGCUUGGAUUAUGGGAAACUAGUAUGAUGACAUUUGAACCUAAUUUUGAGGUAUUUCCAGAGCAAUAUGGUAUUGACACUUUUGGUCCAGUACCAAUAGAUGAUUUUGAUGAUGGUGGAAUUAUCGUUCCAGAAAUACAACAUAAAAUAUCGAACGAGCAAUUUAUUCGUUUGCAAGCUGUUGACUUUCUGGCUGAAGAUGGUAAUCAUGGUGUCAAUCACUUUGCCAGGUUUUGA